CAGACUGGAAACAGGUGGGUAACAACUUGUUAGGGGCCCGCUGGCAUCUCAAACUUCCCCUUCGAGGCUUCAGUUUAGCCAGCGUCAAUUGGUGGAGGCAAUUCUCUGCCUUUUUCAGGAGAAAGGAUCUGACCCGAGGAAAAGCAGGCUCUUGAAAAAUCUGCAUCAAUGGGAUUAUUUACGCUUGUAUCACUGGAAUCCGCUCCGAGAUGCGGAUUUUUGCUGCCGAAAAGAUACUCUUGCUCCCCACCCCCUCCUUUCUUUUUGACAGUCAGUUAAUAAAGACUCAACAAUAAGCAGCUGCCAGUGAUGUCAUUUGGGACUUUGUCCACGGAGCUUGUAUUUACAAGCUCGGAGCAACCACGGAGCCGCAGCCGCCGGGGGAAGCGGAGUCUCCGCAAACUUGUUCUGAAUUCGCUGCAGGAACUUUGUGGCUGCUUUGCUGGGGCUGUUCUGGAAAACUGCGCUUGUUCUCUGAGCCCGGCCUUUUCAUGCUUCACAAAUAAACAGAGGAUAAACUCGGGAGGAAAUGUGGAGCUGGGGAGAGUGGUUGCAGUUCCUGUGUUUGUCUCCAGGACUGUGAUAUGUGUUGACUGCAGAGCUGACUACAAUGACCCAGGCAACAGAAGGGGGACUCUCAUAAACCACAAAGGAAAAUAAAUAACCUCACCCAUGGAGGGAAAGAGACAGCUUGAGAAAAGGGACUUUGGAAAAAGGCUCUCUCUAGAUAGCAGUCUCAUGGAUUACCUGGACUCCAAUAAAUACAUUGAACAUCUGCUAACUCAGCUUGAGGAGCAGCACAGAAGUCUCUGGAGGGAGAAGCUGGCUGUGGCCCGACUGCAGAGAGAAGUUGCCCAAAGACGAAGUGAGGGGGCCAUGCAUGAGAAGCUGAUACAUGAAUUGGAAGAGGAGAGACACUUACGUCUUCAGAGUGAGAAGCGGUUGCAGGAGGUGACACUGGAGUCUGAGAGGAACAGAAUUCAGAUGCGUGGCCUGCAGCAGCAGUUCUCCAGGAUGGAAGAAACAGUACGAAAUCUAUUGCAGAGUCAAGGAUCUCCAGAACAGAAAAAAGAAGAAACUGUUAAUAUAAUGGUCUAUCAGGAAAAACUGUCAGAGGAAGAGAGAAUACACAAGGAAACUUUGGAAGACUUCCGCAUGGUGGUAGACGAGGAUUCAAGGAGUGACGGCAGCAGUGCAGACGAGGGCAGAGAAAAGACAAAAGUGCUGUUAGAAAGAUUGAAAGCUCUAGAGGCAGAGAAUUCAGCGUUGGCUUUGGAAAAUGAAAAUCAAAGGGAACAGUAUGAGAGGUGUCUUGAUGAGGUAGCCAACCAAGUUGUGCAAGCUCUGCUCACUCAAAAGGAUCUAAGGGAGGAGUGUGUAAAGUUGAAAACAAGAGUUUUUGAUUUGGAACAACAGAAUCGAACACUCAGCAUCCUGUUCCAACAGCGAGUCAGACCAGCUUCUGAUCUGCUCCUCCAGAAACUUCACUCACGCAUCUUAGACCUUUCAUCCGGGGAUUUGCUCUCAGAUGUGGAAAGAAGCCGAAGUCUGACGCAUUCAGGAGCUGAUAUUGAGACGCAUGAAUGCCAGCUAAACUCAAAACCAGGAGCCCCUGCUUUGAAAUGCUCUGGCAUAGGGGUUGCCAUCCCUGGUCAUCUCUGUCCUCGAAACAGCUGCAGCAGCAGCGAACUAUCUCUUUCGAGCACCUGCAGCGAAUACUCCAGCAGCUCCUCCUACACAUGGCAUGAUGGGAAGAACGUCAAGAAAAAGUCAUCACAAAAUUGGGACAAAAGAUUGAGUAUUGACUCCUCGCUCCUGAGUGGCUUCGCUAGUCCUACAGAUGAACUACCUCCGACUCGUGUCAAGGAAAGCCACAUUCUGGAAGGAUUAAGAAAGCUCCAGAAGCGGAAAGUAUUACUUGAACCCCCAUCAGUGAUAACCAAAUGGGGUUAUAAAGAUUGCAUGAACUCAAAUGAAGGAAUCUAUUCUCCAGGAAUUAAAAGUAGCAGCCUCAAGGAAUACGCCCCCUGCAAACCCAGGGACACGGGCAUCCCCUGCAAGGAGCCCCAGCAGGCAUUUGUGUAUGACACAGAUUCUCAUGACGAUGCUGAGGAGGACCCUUCCUCCUUAGCCUCGCUCCAAGCUGCUCCAAAGCAGAGCUGCAGGCUGCAUGGUUGUAAAUUAACCCACAGUGUUUCUGACAGUCUCUUUGGCUGGGAGCUGAAUGGCAGACACUGUUCAGAAAUCCCUUCCUCAGUCCACCCCAGGGAAAGGCCUGAGAAGCUGACCAGUUGCACCUCCAACAGUCCCUUGGAGCAGAAGCUGUGGGCAAGUGCACAGGGGCCUCAGGUAUACAGAGGGAGGGGCCCCCAGAGCCAGGGCUGCCUGGCUCUCAAUCUUCAGCUCUCGGACACCGAUGACACUGAAAGCCUGGAUGAGCUGCACAUAGCGAGCAGUGAUGAGAAAAGCCCUUCAGACGUGUCUUUGAUGGUGGACACUGACAAGUCCACGGAGAACCUGGACAUCCUCAUUAGAAAAUCUCAACCUGGGUCUCCUGAGGAGGAGGAGGAAAAACAAGUGCCCGUCCAUUUAGAAAGCAGGCCAAAGACGUUUAGUUUCAUCAAGCAGCAAAGGGUUGUAAAAAGGACUUCCUCGGAAGAAUGUAUUACUGUCAUAUUCGACGCGGAAGAUGGUGAGCCCAUUGAGUUUAGCUCUCACCAGACUGACAUUGUUACUGUUACCAGAAAGGAAAUUUCCAUCAAUCAGGGCCCUUCCGGACCCCAGACAGAAUGCACUGAACUUUUACCUCAGGGAAUUGCUCAUUUCCAGCCAGGGGCUGCUGGGAGAAAUUAUUCUUUCUUGAAAAAAUCUGAAGAGGAAACUGAGAAAAACAUUCCAAAAGAUGAAGCUGAUGAUGUUGCCAUGGCACCCACUGAAUCUUUCCGCCCCAGGACAGUGACACAAAAUACUCAGCGACAAAGACUGGCUAGACCAGCACACGCUACAUCGUGCCAGAGUAAGUCUAAGUCCCCUGGGUCCACGGGCAUCUACCAGAAGAAAAGUCUGACAAAAAUACCUACCAGGGGCAAGUCUUCACCUCAGAAAUCAAAAAUAAUGGCGCCUGAAGCCUCUGCAACAGUCCCCUCAAUGGGCCCAGUGAUUCUUGAGAAAUUGCCAGCUCCAGGGAAACUCUCACAGUUCAAAAAGACUGAAGGCCCAGCACUCCUCUUUGAUUUACAGCCAGAAUCACACAUUCCAAAACACCAUACCCAAGCUCCUCAUGGCUCCAAAGUGUCCAGCAGAAGGCACUGGGUCCAGUGCUCCAAGGGUCAGGUUACAGCAUCACAGUUGCUGUCAAGGCCCCCCACGGAACUGAGGGAGGACUGCGAGCCCCCAACGAGGGAUAAACACUGUGACCCGGGACCAGAGGCUGGGGUGAAAUCGCCCUCCCCCCCAUCCCCUCCAGGCAGGUCGGUGUCCCUCCUCAUCAGACCCAGUUGUGACUAUUGGCCGCCACCUUCAUCCACCAAGCCUGAAACCAGGGUCCCCCAGGAAACAGCUAGAACAGGAUUUAAAUCCCCUCCUCUGAAAGGAUCCUCUGGUCCUGUUAUUUAUUUUCAUCAGACCAUGACAGAAGCGCAGGGGAAGAAACCUUCUGUGGCCUUCAAAAAGCCUGUCUUCACUCCCGCUCCGCCCUCUGCAGAAACAGUGGUCCAAGCCAGAUGCUCUGCUCACACCCCCUCCAGCUCAUUUGCUGCCAUGGCCCCAGGGCCCCCAAAGGUCUCUCCAAAGAGAAGUGUGCCCAAAAACCCACCUCACCCAACACUUGGGACCACACCAACAGACACAGGGUUACGAACUCCCAGGAAUUGUCCUUCCACCCACGAGCUCCUGGAAAUACCAUCCUCCAAAAGCCUAUCUCCAGGAAAAAAAGGACAAUUGAACAACAGUGUCUCCACAUCACCCAAGCCCUCCCUAUUAGGGGUAAAUGAGUCACCAUCAUCUCAGGUUAACAGUCCGGCAUCCUCAGCAUCCUCCAAAAGCCAUAACCCCCCUCAUGGUGGUCCAAACCCCCAUGAAAGAGGACUAAAAACUCGCCUCCCAGUGGGGCUCAAAGUUUUCAUGAAGUCUCCACAGCUUCUCAGGAAAAGUUCCACGGUGCCAGGGAAACAUGAAAAAGACAGUUUAAAUGAAGCCUCAAGAAGUUCCGUGGCUGUGAGCCAGGCUAAGCCAGAGGCCUCCAGGAAUCCCAGCAGCCCUGAGAUCACAGGAGCUGAAAGAAAUGUGUCUCCAUUGGCUUUACAAGCACAAGGUAGUGUGGCCGGAGGGCUUCCCUUGGACACGGCAAUGGUGGAGUUGAUGGAAAGUGGCAGGCCUGGGGCCGAUGGGAAAGAUGGGGUAGAAACCAGGUCGGUGAAGAUAUCCCUCUCCUCCAGCAAACCACACCUCAAACCAGCUCUAGGCAUGAAUGGAGCCAAAGCCCGUAGCCAGAGUUUCAGCACCCACUCAGGAGACAAGUCCCCCACACCCCCCAUGGAAGGCCCUGGCAGAGUCCGAACUCAGAUUAUUACCAAUACAGCUGAAAGAGGCAGUUCCCUCACCCGGCAGAGCUCCUCGCCGGAAGGCUCACCCCACAAGGCCACGUCUGCCCCCACAUCCAAUGAUCUCCCCAGCACUGGGAGGCCCCCAGGGCACCCCUCCUCCAGGCACGGCUCCCUGGAGAGCACAGGCAGCUCCAGCAGCCAGCAUGGGAGCCCAAGCAAGCUGCCUUUGAGGGCCCCUCCAAAAUCCGAAGGGUCCCUUGCCCCACCUGAAAUGGGAGACCCGCAGGCCUGUUCCCACGGAGAAAGCCCCAGGUUGCCUGCACCUGAGGAACCAGGUGGUGACCGUUGCAGGUGCCCACCUGCCCCACGAGACAACCCUCGAGCCCUGCAGAGUCCUGGGAGGACACAGCCUCCCGGCAGUUUUGAAACAAGCAGGACCUCCAAGCUAGAAACUUCUGGAAAGGAUCCAGACCCUUCUACAACCAGGACUGGUGUCAUGAGCCCAGAAGCCCCCCUCUCACCCACAAUCGAAGAAAAGGUCAUGUUGUGCAUUCAGGAAAAUGUGGAGAAGGGCCAAGUGCACACAAAGUCCACCUCUGUGGAAGCAAAGCUGAAGCCAGGGCCUUCUUUUGCCAGCUGGUUCGGUUUUCGGAGGAGCAGACUGCCAGCUCUCAGUAGCAGGAAGAUGGAUGUCUCCAAAACCAAAGCAGAAAAGAAAGAUGCAAAAGGUUUGGGGUUUGGAAACAAACAGCUAAAAUCAGAGAGAAAAAAAGAGAAGAAGCAGCCUGAGCUCCAGUGUGAAAUGGAAAAUGAACUUAACAGGGACAUCGAGUUGGCAGAUGGUCCUGAAAGUGGUUUACAAUGCAGAAAUAACCUGAAAACACCACCAGACAUUUAUGACCAAAUGAAAUUUGAAUCAAGAAAUAGACCCAGCCCUGUUCCAGGUUCAACAAAAGAUUCCUUUAUGACAGAACUUCUGAACAGAGUUGAUAAGAAAGCAGCUCAACAGACGGAAAGUGGAUCAAAUAAUGUUUCCUGCAGAAGCAUGUUAAAGGGCAGCUCCCAGGGCCCCUGUCUCCCCAGCAGCUCUGUCAGCACUCAGGGAAACCACAGGAAGAGCAUCAAAACCAAAGCUGAUAUGGACAUACCGAAGGGUUCCCUGAUAAAAGAGGCAAAUGAAGACCUGCCAGAGGAUGAAGACACAGUUGCUGAUUCUGCAUUUCAGAGCCAUGCCAUAGAAACAAACUGCCAGAUGAGGACACUGGACAGUGGAAUUGGAACCUUCCCACUCCCAGACUCAGGAAAUCGCUCAACGGGACGAUACAUGUGCCAGCCAGACUCCCCCGAGGAUGCUGAGUCCCUCCUGCCUCUCCAGCCAGCCCUUUUUGCAGCUUCUUCCGUAAAAGCCCAGACCCUUGAACGAGAAGUGCCUUCCUCUGCAGACAGCCAGAGCUCUGCAGAAAACACCAUUGUCCAUUCUACAUCCGACCCCAUUGUGACUGCCAGAAGGAUGCUCCCUCUUCAAAGUCGCCUCCCCAAACCAGCCUCCUCUGGAAAAAUCAAUUCUCAGAUGGAGAAUGAAGCCGAGCCAGGGCCUCAGACUUGCUCGUCGUUCGAAUAUGCUGAAAACACAACGGUCAGUGGGCCACUUCCAGCCUGGGGGGCUGACAGUGCUGCUGCAGAGACCCAGAAGUUGAAACAAGUUGAAGAAACAAGAGAAGAUCCUGAGAAUAGAUUAUGUAAAAUUUCCCUGGAGUCAUUCAACAAAUAUAAUAGCAAUACCAUGAUUUUAUUAGCAAAAGAGAAGAACUCUCUGAACAAGGUUGAAGGACAAAAGGAAGAAAAAGAAAAAAAUGAAGAGGCCUCUCUGAGUAGCUCUGAUAGGCCUGGGGUGGACAAUUUGGAAUCUUUGAGUGAUUCUUUAUAUGAUAGCUUCUCUUCCUGUGCAAGUCAGGGUUCAAAUGAUGUGUAAAGUACUUUUUUUUUUUUUUCCUCUUAGUGAGCUGGAAAUGGAGCACUUAAGAAACAGGGGGGCAGGUGGAGAUGACAAUAAAUAAACUAUUGCAGGACCAGAGCCUGUUCUGUCAGAUUCACAGCCAGCAACCCGCUGGAGCUUAACUUCCCUGACAGGGCAAUAAAAAUAGACUCUAUUUGUUGUGUUCCAUGAGGAUGAAAGUAAACACACCCACGAUACAGAAGUCUUAAUUUUGCACUUUUUUUGAAUACUUGUACAGAAGUUGUAAAUUUUUUUGGAAAAAAAUUAUAUUUGUAGCAAAAAAAAAAAAAGAGAGAGAGAGAGACAGCAAUAAAUUGAAUCAGUGCCAUGCUCUUGAAAUGAUGAACUAAGUCUUAGAAGUUGAUAAUAUAUUUUUUAAAAAUUCCAACUCCAGUUUUUGUUUAGGUGAUUGUCUUAGUCCUCAAAUUGUUAGUGGGCACAGUCUGUAAACAGAAAACAGGGCCUGCAGAAAAACCUGAGGGCACUCUGUAAUCUCCAUCUCAGAAUCUCAAUUUGAUAGAAACUUUAAUUCUAGUGCAGUUUCAGAAUCAUUGCCAGAGAGAUUCAGGUUCUAGUAACAAGUGUAAUUCUGCUUCUACUGAAAACGGUAAAGGUACUGAAGUGUGACACUGAUCAGAAGCGAUGUGUAUCAGAAAUGAUGUAAUUCUUAUUUUCCCUCCAAACAUUUCCUUACAUCCUCUUCUACUUGGUGUUUCUCUAUCACUCUCAACAUUAUUUGUUGAUUAUUAUCUUCCUGCUCUUUUUAUUAAAAUCUGGGCAAUCUAGAAAUGAAAGCAAAUUCCUAUUUGCAAUGUUCACUUUGUAAAAAAUGGGUGGUGCUACAAAAAUGCUUAACUUUUUAAUAUCCUUUUUUCUACAAAGUCUGUUUAUAUGUAAGGAUAAAUUCUAUUUUAAAGGUUACCGUGUAUUUUUUCUAGAUGUGAACUAUUUAUAAUUGCUUUUGUACAGGAGCUUGUAAACUAGGCAUAACAGAUUUUUUAGGAUCUAUAUGGUUACUUUAGUACACACUUGUUUCUUUAAAGAGUAUCAGAUGAUCAGUGUUAUUUGGUUAAUUUGUGCAAUUUGUCAUAUUUGAAUUUUGUUGUCUUAAAUGAAAAUUAAUGUGUCAAUGUCUUUCAGACUUUUUAAGAUUC
Messenger RNA from Phacochoerus africanus (Common warthog), 7694 nucleotides. It is a transcript of the gene NCKAP5, whose product is annotated as NCK associated protein 5. The record is from RefSeq and is a predicted model, not a curated record. Gene Ontology annotation, biological process: microtubule bundle formation; microtubule depolymerization. The coding region runs from base 673 to 6516 and encodes 1947 amino acids. Gene Ontology annotation, cellular component: microtubule plus-end. The transcript is spliced from 18 exons. NCBI's taxonomy places the organism in Eukaryota, Metazoa, Chordata, Mammalia, Artiodactyla, Suidae.